Paramecium pentaurelia is the source of this 1751-nucleotide messenger RNA. NCBI's taxonomy places the organism in Eukaryota, Ciliophora, Oligohymenophorea, Peniculida, Parameciidae. The record is from the annotation of a GenBank genome assembly.
AUGUCUGUUCAAAUAUCCUCAUCCAACGACUACUAUGGCUAAUCCAUCCCUCCAUGUAAAUAAGCAAUCCAUUACACAAUUAGAAUAGGUUACUCCAGAUCAAGAAAUUCUUGAAGCCCUACUAUCCAGAAAACCAUUUUAUGAAUCUCUAUUCAAUAGUUUAGUCAAAAUGGGCCUACCAGUCCUUUCUAUUACUCCUAAUCAAACAUUAAUUGAUUCUAUCAAUAAUGGCCUAUUCGAUAUUCCAUAACUUCAAAGACUCAUUUCUAUUAAAUUAGAGGGUCAACCAAUAUCCUAUCAUCGUUGCAAAUUAGCUCACUUCUGUAAGAACUUCAUCACUGAAUGUCUCAACUCCAAUUAAUAAAUUGAAUUAGAACAUAUGCUAGGUUUAAUCAAAAAGACCACUUAACCUAUUACUUUUGCUCAAAUUAAAAGGUUAGAUUAUACAUAAUUAACUUAUGAACAAGAAUUCAAUUAUGCCCUCUUUCUUAAAUUACUUAAUAUCAAUCAUGUUGAACCAUUAUCAAGCAAUCUUACAUUUAAUACAACAGAGAUAACUGGAUAUUAUGAAAUCAAAAAUAUAUAAGAUUUAAGAGAUCAUGAAUAAAUUGAAACAUUUAUAGCUGUCAGAAAAAUGAGACAUUAAAUUUAUUAAAUUAUUCAUGCUAUUGCUGAAAUUUUAGAUUCACUUGAAUCUUUGAAUAUAACUAGAAUUGAAGAUGCAUUCCUAAAAUAUAUUAAUGUCAAAGCAUCCUUGUAAUUUCCAUUUACUAAAUCUAUUAAUUAAGAAUUCAUAGAAAAGUAUAUUUCUGAAGAUCUCAUUACAGAUGAAUCAGCUUAGACAUUUAAUAAAGUCUCCUUUGUUAAAUCAUUAAAUGAUAAUUCCAAAAAUUAAGAUUAAAGUACAAAAAGUAUUCUUUAUUUUCAAUAUAGUAGAAAUAAAUAAAAUACCUAAAGAAGAUAAUUUACUAAAAUCAAAAAGAGAAAAUAAAGAAUAUACCAAAAUUAAAAUGAAAAAUGAUAAUCUUUCAAAAUUUAUGAGAAAAUCAACAAAAAAUAAUAUGAAAAAAUCUCAUUAAGAACUUUCAUUAAAAUGGGAUCAAGAGAAAUAAUCUGAAUUUGAAAAGUAAAUCUCUCAUUUAGAUUAAAUUAAUGUAUUAAAUUUCUCUGAAUUAUUAAACUAAUUGUUCAAUGAUGAUAUUUCUACUAAACCAAAAAAACCUUUAUAAUUUAUUAAAAGAAAAGUUCAUUUUGAUGUUUUUGAUUCUUGUAGAUACUAUAAUGGAAAACUUAUUGGGUAUAAGUAAGUCAAUCCAAGAUAACCUUUUCAUUAAUAUUCAUUCAUUGAAUAUGAAUUAGAUUCAGAAGAAGAAAUAGCCGAAGAUGUUUAUUCUGAAGAAAGAUCUGUUGAUAUGACAUCUUCUGAUUCUUUAUAAGAAUUUAUUGAAUUGGAUUAAAAAUAAUCAUUUGUUUAAAAUGAAGAACCCUUUACAUUAAUUUGUGAUUAAACAAACUUUGAAUAAUUUUAAAAUUACAAAGCCAUUAUAUUAUCAGAUAUUAUACCAAUUUUUGAAUUUGAUACUAAAACUAAUCAAAAUGCUAAAAAUUUAAGCAAAAGUGUACAUUUGUAAAAUAGAAAUGAUUAAAUAAUCAAAGUUUUAGAAAAUAUUAUGACUCCAAUAACAAAUCAAUGUCUAUAAAUUUAGGAUACAGAAUUCUUUAUAAUACCUUAAUCAGUUGAAAAACAAUGA